CGGAUUGCUCUGCCGGCAUCGCGUAGAGAAGGGCACAGGUCCCACAGCAAUGUUACGCAGAUCAGGGUAUUGGGGACUCGUAUAUGAGAUCGGGAAGACCCGACCUGGUCCCCGCCACGCCGUCUUCAGGUUUGUAUUAAGGCACUUGCAACUGCCCCCUCCGCAGACUUCAGGAGCCCAGCCGUGCCACUCGGCCAGGGCUUGCCUGCUCACACAGUGUAGGCAAAGGAUCACACCCCAGCCUGUGGAGAUGUUAUCCUAUAAUCCGAUGGGUUAUUGUGAAAUCAGGCCUAGGCCAACUGCAGGAAUCCCAUUGAUGCUACCACGGCCUUGCCAUUGUGGAUGCGGAUAACCACCGAGUAUGGCCUAGCCCCGGGCAACAUGAACGACUCGGCAGCUCGGAAGGGGGCUCAGGGGUUCGAUUCUCCAGGUGCUCAUCCGAGAUACCUUGCGGCCCUCCCCCAUUGAUGCCAUUUUACACUGUGACAUGGUAUGAAACGGCAGAUGCCAACGUGCUGGGAGAUAUAGUCUUGUCCGGGCUCGCUCAUUCAUAUUCAGCAGCGAACCUUGGGCUCCUUCCCGCCGCUGUCGCAAGCCUCGGGCACAUCAACUUCUCUGUCUUUUCCUUGACAAUGAGAGCGGAGUGAAAAACGCAAAACUCCAGCCAUCAUGAGGGCGUUUUCUGUUGCGCUGUUUCUCCUCGGGGGGCUAGUCGGGCUAUCCUUUGCCGACGCCUCGACGACGCCAGCGUGUGCGGCCGACUGCUUGGCAACGUACCUCCCACAGUCUGGGUGCAAUGCGACAGACGCCCCUUGUAUCUGCUCAGACGUCACGCUGAACGGACAGGUGCAGAACUGCACGCUGGCAGCAUGCACGACGCGUGAAGCUCUGACGGCUUUAAAUGUAACAAAAACCUUCUGCGGAGAGCCCGUCCGGGACCUCACGGCAAUCAGCCCGGUCGUCACGGCCGUGUCAGGGACACUCGCCAUUGUGGCAGUUGUCAUGAGGCUUGUUGACAGCUUCAACCGUGGCCACCUGCUCAACUGGUCCAAUUUCUCUAUUGUCGUGGCACUUGCCUGUUGCCUCGUUAUCGGAGCCCUUGUGUUUCCAAUGUCCAAAUACGGAUUUGGCAGGGACAUAUGGACAAUCCCUCACGACAACAUAACCCGAAUCAUUAUGUUCACCUGGAUCUCAGAAGUAUUCUACAUGAUAGUACUUGGCUCGACCAAGAUAGCCAUGCUGUUGCUGUACCUCAAGGUAUUCCCUAGCCAGACCUUCCGACGGGUUUGUUUCGUCAUGAUAGGUGUAUGCCUGGUCUAUUCACCCGCAACUGCGUUGGCAACCUUUUUCAACUGCACUCCUGUCAGCUACAACUGGACGGGCUGGACCGGGGAGACAGAAGGCAGCUGCUUCAGCUUCAACACCUUUGCGUGGGCGCAAUCCAGCAUCAACAUCGUGCUGGACCUGAUCAUCAUCCUCCUCCCGAUACCGCAGCUGUGGAAGCUCAACAUGGGGAGGAAGAAGAGAAUCCAGAUCGUGCUGAUGUUCAGCGUCGGGCUUUUCAUCACGAUCGUCAGCAUUGUGCGGCUGACGGCCCUGGUCAAUUUCGCGACGACAACCAAUGCCACUUGUAAGUCCCAGCACGCACCAGACCCACGGCAUGCAUGGCCCAGCUGACAGGCUGCCCUAUGAUACCAGAUGACAACGUACCGACGGCGUACUGGAGCGUCCUAGAGGUCUUCGUGAGCAUCAUUUGCUGCUGCAUGCCUGCGGUCCGCUCGCUCCUCAAGAGGACAUUCCCGAGCUGCUUCGGCAGCUCCACAGACACCAAGAAUACCCCCCCGCCUUACAUGACACCAAAGUCCCCUCGCUACAAACUCAGUGGUGGGAUCCAAAAGAGCAUCACGAACACCGUUACCUUUGGGCCGAUCUCGGCCGACGAAAGAUCACAUGGUGGUUCUGACAUUGAGCUCGUGGACGACCGGUGGCGGGAUCGCGACUAGGCUGUAGUGCAGGCUCGUAGCAUCUGAAUGGCACGAAGCCAUGGCUCUUAAUUGUAUGAGAAUAAUGAGACUCGAAGUUGGACGAUGGGAAUGUGGGAAAUGGACACUGAAUCUGACGAAUCUUUCAAAGUGUGUACUGUAUAUCUCGAGUAGCUGUGUACAACUAGCAGGCAUUUAAAAGUUGGCUUGGCA
Molecule: messenger RNA, 2195 nt
Organism: Diaporthe batatas
Lineage: Eukaryota; Fungi; Ascomycota; Sordariomycetes; Diaporthales; Diaporthaceae
Exons: 7
Coding region: 670-1677 (335 amino acids)
Source: RefSeq, a predicted model, not a curated record